AUGGGCUUCGAUGCAAUGACAUCACUGCUGCGGCAGAUCGUGGCGGGCCCACGUAUCCGUCAUGCGGAAUCGAACCUUGAUUUGUGCUAUGUGACCGAUGAUAUAAUAGCUACCUCCGGACCGUCGUCAACAUACCCCAAACGUGCGUACCGGAACCCUACUGACGCCCUUGUACGUUUUCUGGACUCAAAACAUGGCGAGAAUUGGUCGAUAUGGGAAUUUCGUGCCGAAGGCACCGGAUAUCCCGAUGAGGAGGUUUAUGGUCGAAUACAUCAUUUCCCCUGGCCAGAUCAUCACCCUCCACCGUUCGCCAUUAUCCCGCCGAUGAUGGCCAGUAUGCGCAAUUGGAUGAAUGGAAAGUCAGAAGGCAAAAGGGUGAUUGUAGUGCAUUGUAAAGCAGGAAAAGGGAGGAGCGGCACCGCUGCUUGUAGCUUCCUUAUCAGUGAGCAGGGUUGGUCCCCCGAGGAUGCGAUGAAGCAAUUUACAGAGCGGCGGAUGCGCGUGGGAUUUGGCGCCGGUGUCAGCAUACCUAGCCAACUGCGAUAUCUCCGUUAUAUUGAUCGUUGGGCAAACAAGUACAACAAGAAGUAUGUGGAGCGCCCGGUAGAACUUUUGGAAAUACAUAUCUGGGGCGUACGAGAUGGCGUCAAAGUCCAGGUGGAGAGUUACGUGGAUGAGGGCCGGAAGAUAAAAUGUUUCCACCGAUUCUACCGCAGCGAAUGGAUGACCGUGGAUAGCGGAGAAGAAUAUCAGGAUGAGAAGACUCAGUCUGAAACCACUUUGACAACGCCUGGAGACCUGCCUGUACCACCCGAUCCUUCAAAGGCCGCUAAGACUUCCUUAGCAGAAUCAUCGCAUAUCGAGCCUCCCAAAGUUAAGGAAUCUCUGAAAACAAUAGAUGACAAUGCCUCAAUCGCCUCAAAAGCGGUUUCUCCUGAAGAGGGGUUUUCGUCUGUAAUUAUUCGACCGAGAAAACGUCUCAUUAUCCCAACUUCCGACGUCAACAUAGAUUUCGAGAGACGCGCGACCGCAGCAUACACCGGAUGGACCAUGAUUACCUCUGUAGCCCAUGUUUGGUUCAAUGCCUAUUUCGAAGGUGGAGACGAGCAUGAUUCAGGGGUAUUUGAAGAGGAAUGGGAUGCCCUGGAUGGAAUCAAGGGCACGUAUAGCAAAGGUGCCAGAUGUUUUGACAAGUUCAAGGUUCUAUGGAGAUAUCCUGCACCCACUCCUGGCGAAGAAGAGGCGGAGGAUGGUGGUGCAGUUAUUCCUGGAGGUCCACCACUUGCUGGCAAGGUGAUCUCAGAGCCAGCGCCUGGCGAGCCCGUACAGGAGGGCCAUGCGGCAGAUUGGCGCGGAACGAGCGUGUUUGAAAACAAAGAAAAAGAGCCCGGUGAACAGGGGUGGUCAUCAGAUGAAGAUGAAGAUUCCCCCCUUCCAAAUGACAACAGCAUGCCAACGGCACGAGUGCAAAGAGAGCAAGGACAAAGCUCUAGAGACCCAACUACUUCGAUAUCAAGAGGGCUCCCACACGUGCGUAGACGAAGCUCUUCAACGGUUGGAAUCAGCCCCCUUAACACCCCAGGUAAUAUUGGACCUGCUAAUGCAAGUGGAUGGGAAAAUGAUAUUGGUGAACAUCCAAAGGAUAGAAGGAAUAGAACAGGUAGCGCCUGA
Messenger RNA from Ophidiomyces ophidiicola, 1671 nucleotides. RefSeq names its product Telomerase protein component 1 (gene TEP1). The coding region runs from base 1 to 1671 and encodes 556 amino acids. Gene Ontology annotation, biological process: phosphatidylinositol 3-kinase/protein kinase B signal transduction; negative regulation of cell population proliferation; regulation of phosphatidylinositol 3-kinase/protein kinase B signal transduction. Gene Ontology annotation, molecular function: protein tyrosine phosphatase activity; phosphatidylinositol-3,4,5-trisphosphate 3-phosphatase activity; protein tyrosine/serine/threonine phosphatase activity. Gene Ontology annotation, cellular component: cytosol; plasma membrane; cell projection. The transcript is spliced from 3 exons. The record is from RefSeq and is a predicted model, not a curated record. NCBI's taxonomy places the organism in Eukaryota, Fungi, Ascomycota, Eurotiomycetes, Onygenales, Onygenaceae.